Messenger RNA from Tachysurus vachellii, 6507 nucleotides. RefSeq names its product eukaryotic translation initiation factor 4 gamma, 1a (gene eif4g1a). Gene Ontology annotation, cellular component: eukaryotic translation initiation factor 4F complex. The coding region runs from base 472 to 5196 and encodes 1574 amino acids. The transcript is spliced from 32 exons. NCBI's taxonomy places the organism in Eukaryota, Metazoa, Chordata, Actinopteri, Siluriformes, Bagridae. The record is from RefSeq and is a predicted model, not a curated record. Gene Ontology annotation, molecular function: mRNA binding; protein binding; translation initiation factor activity.
GAUUACAACACAGCAGCGGCCCGGUGCGGUGUGUGCGGGACUGAAGGGGGAGCGAAUGGCUUGUGUGGUCUUCGGCGUUUAAUCACAACCAAGUGCUGCAGUUUUCCGGCAAUCCGACACCAUCCGCGCCUUCAACAUGGACCUCCAGUCCAGAGGUUUACUCUGGAGGCAUCCGACAUGUUUGUAGCGACUUGUGAUAAGUGAAUUGAUCCGUUCUGUAAAACCACACCGUCACUUUUUGGCCUUUUCCUUCACGCCAGUGUGGAUUUAAAGGGAAAGUGACAGCAGCAGCAGGCUGAAGGUUUAACAGUGUAGAGAAACAGUCGCUUUAGUGCUCCGUUACAGAGCUGCAGAGACACCGAACAAGUGCACACUCCAUCUAGGGUCCCUUUGAGUGUCCACCAGAGAACUUUACAACACUGACAGUUUGGCAGGCAGGUUCGAGACUCUCCUCAUGCAGAACCACAGGAAAUGAAUAAACCGCCUCAGCCUAUCACAGGACCGCCCUCUGUUCCUCACCCCGCCCCGUCUCCAGGAUUGACGUCGGCUGUUUAUCCCCCUGGUCAGCCCACCUCUGUUGUUUUUGCCACUCCGCCUCCACCAAUGAACUCUGCACCACAACCCAGACAGUUUGCACCAGGGCCUCGUGCUUUACAUCAACAGUCGUAUUACGCCCGGGGCAAUUUACAGAGUAACGCCCCACGAGUGGCUACUAAUAACCCGCCCCGCCCUGUCCCGCCCCCUCAUGUCUACCCCUCGUCUUCACAGAUGGUUAUGAUCCCACAGCAGCAGCUCCAGUUUCCGCCCAACUCCCAAGGCCACGCCUACUUCAUCCAGUCAGGACAGUACCGUGCGCCGUACGUUCACCAGACGCAGCAGUAUUCGGUGGCCAGCGCCCCAACAGGCUUUUACCCAGGAACCAACCCAGACUACAGCUCCACGUAUGCUGGAGCAUUUUAUCCUGCUCAAGCUCAGUACCAGCCUUCAGUGCCCACUGCGCCUGUUAUGAUGAACCCAACCCAGCAGCAACAGGCCCCGCCCCCUCAGCAGCAAGCCCCGCCCCAACAGCACAAAAGGGAACGUAAACAGAUUAGAAUACGAGACCCUAAUCAGGGAGGACGUGACAUCACAGAAGAGAUCAUGUCUGGAGGAAGGACCACGUCUACACCCACACCUCCGCAUUCUGUAGGUGCCGAGGUCAGUUCUGUCCAGACAAACGGUGAGAGUGCGACUCCUGCAGCUGCCGCUCCGGUGGUCCGACUCGACGAUUGUGUAAGGUCCUCGAGCCCUGCAGCUCCUGACUCCACCCCUCCGCCUCGUUCAGAUCCUUCCCCUGAGCCUAAAUCCGUCCCAGACGUUCUCACUGCUCCGGAGAUUCCUGUGCCUCCAGGACAAAGUGAAGACGAUGUUUCAGAACCCUCUCCCUCCUCGUCUCCCGCUCCUACGGUUCUUCCUCCGGAGCCCACGCCGAGCGACAGUGUGGACGCCCCUGAGCCACCUGAAACCCAAAAGGAGGAAGAGGAGGAGCCUAGUGUCGCCUCUGUCGAGCAGGUGUGCUUCAAGAACAUGGAGCCUGAAAAGGAGGCAGAGCCAUGUGUAGAAAUGCCACUUCCUGACUCAAACACGCCACCACCUGAGGAGGACACGCCCCCUGUAGCUGCCGCAGCCACCAACGGGGAGACAGAAUCCCACGAGUUCGUACCCACCCCACCGCCCACAGCCGUGCCGGCUUCUGAGACCGAGCUUGUCCCAGUGACCAACGGUCUGCCUCAGGAGCUUGAGGAACUGCAAGAUGAGAAACUCGAGGCAGAACCCGAGCCACUCGCUGAACCCGAGGUUCAGGAAAUCGAUGCAAAAACCUCUGCAUCUGUAGAAGAGGAGGAAGAAGAGGGCAGAGUGGAGGAAGAGCUCACUCCUGCUGAGGAGACGACUAUGCAAGCUGUUCUGUCUGUGCCAAAGAAGAAGAAGCUGAAGAAAAGCGAUCUGAAUAAUAAAGUGGUCGGAGACGUGUUGGACGCGUAUAAAGAGACGGAGGAGAAGGACCUUGUUCCUGAGCCGGUUCUCAUUGAGGUCCAGCCCUCGGAGCCUCGUCCCGCUGCCUCUCCGUCCCCCGAGGAGACAGACGAGACAUGGGAGGAAAAGGAGGAUAAGCUGGACACGGAGAACGUCGAGCCUGAAACGGCCAAAUCCGUGGAACAGAAGUAUCAGUAUAAAGAGGAGCACUGGAAGCCCAUUAAUCCAGAGGAGAAGAAGCAGUACGAUCGGGAAUUCCUGCUGCGCUUCCAGUUCAUCAGUGCCAGCAUGCACAAACCCGAGGGCCUUCCGCACAUCUCAGAUGUCGUUCUGGACAAGGCUAAUAAAACACCGUUGCGGCCGUUGGAUCCGAGCCGUCUGAUUAAUUGCGGUCCCGAUUUCACGCCUUCGUUCGCUAAUUUGGGCAGAGCGCCCCCUGGAGCAGGACGAGGACCUCCCCCAGGGCCACGGCGGUCUCAGCAGGGUCAGCGUAAAGAACCGCGCAAGAUCAUCGCCAGCAUGUCCCUUAAUGACGACGUGCAACUGAACAAGGCUGAGAAAGCCUGGAAGCCGGGGGUGAAGAAGUCCCGUGGCGACGAGGAUGAUCCGGAAAACAUCAAGACCCAGGAUCUGUUUCGAAGAGUGCGCGGCGUCUUAAACAAACUGACGCCGCAGAUGUUCCAGCAGCUCAUGAAACAGGUCACAGAGCUGACCAUCGACACCGAGGAGAGACUCAAAGGAGUCAUCGACCUCAUCUUCGAAAAAGCCAUUUCUGAACCCAACUUCUCCGUCGCUUACGCCAACAUGUGCCGCUGCCUUAUGGGGCUGAAAGUGCCCACCACUGACAAACCGGUAGCCACUGUGAAUUUUCGCAAACUGCUGCUGAAUCGCUGCCAGAAGGAGUUUGAGAAGGACAAGGAUGAUGAUGAGAUCUUUGAGCAGAAGCAGAAGGAGCUGGAUGCUGCUGCAGAGGAGGAAGUUCGCCAGCAGUUAAAAGUCGAGCUGGAGGAAGCAAAGGACCAAGCUCGCCGCCGUUCCCUCGGCAACAUCAAGUUUAUCGGAGAGCUGUUCAAGCUGAAGAUGCUGACAGAGCCGAUCAUGCACGACUGCAUCGUCAAGUUGCUGAAGAACCACGAUGAGGAAAGUCUCGAAUGUCUCUGCAGACUCCUGUCUACCAUAGGCAAGGACCUGGACUUCGAGAAGGCCAAGGUAACUAGUCCUCGUAUGGACCAGUACUUCCACCAAAUGGAGAAAAUUAUUAAAGAGAGAAAAACAUCUUCACGAAUCCGCUUCAUGCUGCAGGAUGUGUUGGACCUGAGAAAAAAUAACUGGGUUCCCCGGCGAGGUGACCUGGGCCCUAAAACCAUCGACCAGAUCCAUAAAGAGGCAGAACUGGAGCAACACAGAGAGCAGAUAAAAGUGCAGCAGCAGCUUCUGUCCAAGAAAGACUCGAGUCGAGGAAGAGGAGGCAGAAUGAAUCAGCCUCAGGACGAGGGCUGGAACACGGUACCCAUCAGCAAGAACCGGCCCAUCGACACGUCCCGCCUCAGCAAGAUCACCAAGCCUGGUGCUUUGGAUUUCAACAAUCAGCUUCUUGCCCCCGGAGGAAAGGGAUCAUGGGGCAGUUGGGGUAAAGGGAGCAGUGGUGGAACCGGAGCCAAAACCAGCACUGAACAAGAUGCAGGUCGGCCGGCCACGAGCACCCUGAACCGCUUCUCGGCUCUUCAGCAGUCAGGCCCUUCAUCCACAUCCUCUUCAUCCUCGCUGGAGUCUGAGCGCAGAGUUCCUCAAAGGAGCAGCUCGAGUCGAGACCGCAGCGAGCGAGACCGUUUCGAUCGCUUGGAUCGUCGGGACAGUCGUGAGGACCGAGACCGAGGGCUGGACAGGACACGAGUCCCCAUCACUAAACGCAGCUUCAGCAGGGAGAGCGAGGACCGGUCUCGAGGCGGAGACGUACGCCGCGUCUCCAGCAUGACGGACGAGAGGGAACGUGGAAGCCGAGACCGAACCGCCAGCAGAGAGACGGCAGUGAAGAGUGAAACGACUUCGAUGCCGCCGCCGCCGCCGCCACCCGCUCCGAGCAAACCGGCCCUGAGUGAGGAGGAGGUGGAGAAGAAGUCCACCGCCAUCGUAGAGGAGUAUCUACACAUCAAUGACCUGAAGGAGGCAGUGCAGUGUGUAAAGGAGCUGAACAGUACUUCGGUGCUCUUCGUGUUUGUACGUAACGCCGUGGAGUCGACGCUUGAGCGCAGCACCAUUGCCCGAGAGCACAUGGGACUUCUUCUGCACAAACUAAUCAGCACUGGCAUUUUACCUCCUGAUCAGUACUUCAAAGGGCUUCAGGAGAUUCUGGAGGUGGCUGAUGACAUGGCUAUUGACAUUCCACACAUCUGGCUGUAUCUGGCAGAGAUCAUCACACCCAUGCUGCAGGACGGUGGGAUCUCCAUGGGGCUGGUCUUCAGAGAGGUGGCGAAGAAGUUGCUGUCGAUAGGAAAAGCUGCUGUGCUGCUGGUUCACAUCCUCAACCUACUCUGUAAAGGACUGACUCACAAAAAAGUUGGUGCCUUGUGGCUCGACGCAGGACUCAACUGGAAAGACUUUCUGCCUGAGGAUGAGGAUGUUAACAAGUUCGUGACCGAACAGAAAGUGGAGUUUACGCUGGGGGAGGAGCCUGAAAAACCCAGGAAGAAGGAGCUGAACGCAGAGGAGCUGAGCAAGAACCUCGACCGGUUGAUUCAGGACAAAACCAACAACCAGAGGAUCCAUGACUGGGUGGAGGCAAAUCUCGACGAGCAGCAGAUGACCUCCAGCUUGUUCAUCCGAGCUCUAAUGACCUCUGUGUGCCAAGCGGCGAUCAUCUGUGAGAACCCGUAUAAGGUGGACGUGGAGCAGGUCACCCAGAGGGCCAAGCUGCUGCAGAAGUACCUGGUGGAUGAGCAGAAGGAGCUGCAGGCACUCUACGCUCUCCAGGCUCUCAUGGUGCGACUGGAGCAACCGGCCAAUUUACUGCGGAUGUUCUUUGACACGCUGUAUGACGAGGACGUGAUAAAGGAGGAAGCGUUCUACAAGUGGGAGUCCAGUAAAGACCCGGCCGAGCAGGUGGGCAAAGGCGUGGCCCUCAAAUCCGUCACAGCGUUCUUCACCUGGCUCCGAGAGGCAGAGGACGAAUCAGAUAACAGCUAAAAAAUAAAAGUAUGGAGCGGUACUGCAACGAGGGAAAAGGACUACAAACUGAACUUGGACACAGACUACAAUCACUUCUCUUUAGUUUUUCUUUUUCUUUUUUUUCUUUUUUCCCUUGUUCACUUUUGGAAAAAAAUAAAGGUUCUUCUUGAGGGGGGCUUUUAGUUAGAGUGGAUGAGAAGGUUGUUGAUUUUUUUCCCCCCUCUCGCUGCAAAACGCCCCGUCCCCGUAACCCACCCUGCCCCGCCCCGUGUAUGCUGCUCUUAUUAACCCGUCAGUGUAGAUGAAAACGCAGCGUUAGUGUAUGAAGUGGUGAUGUAUAUAAGACGCUCUGGAGGCGUGAGUGCGAUCAUGCUGUUAACGAGCUCUUAAUUAGGAGCUUUAUCCUCUCUGGUGUGCGUGUAAGAAGCCUGGUGUUACUUUUAACAUGUAAGAAGGAAGACGGUGAGAAUCAAGUAUUUACUGACGGCUCUGAUUUUUUUUAUUUAUUUUGUUUUUCCCCCCCGUUUAAUUUUUAGAGCAGGUGUUGAUCUGGAUUCAUGGGGACGAACUUGGGUCUUUGCCUCAUGCCUCACCCCAACCCCCCCACCACCCCCUUUUUUUUUUUAAAUAAAAUAUAUAUACAUUCACGCUGCUGGGAAAAAGGUUACCAUUCUUCCUUCUAAGACAUCCCUCUGUUUAUCUAGCGCGCUCUCACUCUGCCUACGUGGCAUUCUUGUUUUUUUUUUGUUUUUUUUAAAACCUCUUGUGGGUUCUCACCAUCAACCCCCAUCACCCCCACCCCCAGCCCUGCUCAAACAAAACCUGCUUCUUUCUUUCUUUUUUUUUCUUUUUUUUUUUUUUAAUAUAUAAAUAAAGGUAAUUCAUUAAAGAAGAUAACUUGAAGACUGGACAAUGCAAUCGUCUAAAGCAUCUGAGACAGAAACAAUCUGAAAAGUGUUUCUGCUCGCACUGAAGUGGGAAACAUUUCAGGAGAAUUCUGUACAUAUGAAAGGGUGUUUUUUUUUUUUGUUUUUUGUUUUUUUUUUUUUCCCAAAAAAACCUAAAAAUUAGCAAAAUGCUGUUUAAUGACCUGCAAUUUUUUUCAGAUAGAAAUAGCAUUUUUUUUUUCUUGUAUUCUAUUUAAUUUUUUUUUCUCUUCCCUUCUUCCAGGUGAGAGGUGCUUAAUAAUCCAUUGAUUACAGUUUUAUUGAAAAAAAAAAUGUAAAUAUUUUUUGCUUUACUUUAUUAUUUAAGGAUUUAUUGCUUCUUUCACAUCAGAAACUGGAAACCGCUGAAGAAACACAUUAAAAAUAAAAGAUUAUAAACUUG